Molecule: messenger RNA, 1290 nt
Organism: Lasiodiplodia theobromae
Lineage: Eukaryota; Fungi; Ascomycota; Dothideomycetes; Botryosphaeriales; Botryosphaeriaceae
Product: Phosphatidic acid phosphatase beta protein
Exons: 5
Coding region: 1-1290 (429 amino acids)
Biological process (GO): phospholipid metabolic process
Molecular function (GO): phosphatidate phosphatase activity
Source: RefSeq, a predicted model, not a curated record
AUGCCCUUCUUCAACCGUAAUCGCCCGUCGGUUUCCGACGACAACGCCACCACAAGCACUGCGCCCGUCACGCACAAUGGCCACACGGAUCACUCCACCAGGAAGCACACUUGGCCCACCGAUGGCUCGCUGAACAAGCGGCCUCGGUUCGGCCAGUGGCUGAAGGCAACAUGGCCCGACAUCCUCACCAUGAUCUGCCUGGGCGCCAUCGGCCUCGGAGUCUACGAAGCCAAGCCCGCGCCCUCGCGCUCGUUCCCCGUCUACUUCGAGAACGGCGAGAUCGUGUACCCGGAAUUCGCCUACCCGAUGCGCAACGAGAUCAUCCCCAUCUGGGCCGCCGCCCUGCUCGCCGUCCUGGUCCCCAUCGCCGUCUUCUUGAUCGUGCAGAUCCGCACCCGCAGCUUCUGGGACGUCAACAACGCCACCAUCGGCCUGCUCUAUUCCAUCAUCACUGCCGCCGUCUUCCAAGUGUUCCUCAAAUGGCUAAUCGGCGGACUACGACCACACUUCCUCGCCGUCUGCAAGCCCGCCGUCCCCCUCAACGGCGUCAACUCAGGCAACGGCCUGCGCGGCAUAAUGUACGACCGCAGCAUCUGCACGGGCGACGAGAAAGAAAUCAACGACAGCCUCGAGUCCUUCCCGUCGGGCCACACGACGGCCGCCUUCGCCGGCUUCGUCUACCUGUCGCUCUACCUGAACGCCAAGCUCAAGGUCGCCGCCAACUACCACCCGGCCCUCUGGAAGCUCGUCGCCGUCAUGGCGCCCCUGCUCGGCGCCACCCUCAUCGGCGGCGCCCUCACCAUCGACGAGUUCCACAACUGGUACGACGUGCUCGCCGGCGCGAUCAUCGGGACGUUGAUGGCGUUUACGAGUUACCGCAUGGUAUACGCAUCCAUCUGGGACUUCCGCUUCAACCACAUCCCGCUGCGCCGCGACGUGCCCUUCACCUACGGCGCAGGGCCCGCCGCAGAGCUCUUCGCCGGCUUCCACGACACGCUGUGGACGCGCCAGGCCGGCUGGGGCGCACCGGAGGCGUGGUCCAGCUACGGCGGCGCGCCGUUUGACGCCAGCGCCGCGGGUGGUUUCGCCGGGCCCGGUGGAGCUGGGGGUGUUAUGGCUGGUCCUUCUUCGGCGACGGCGACUGGUCACCAUCAUCGUAUUGGUAGUGGUAGUGGUGGACAUGGGCAUGGAGGGUAUCCUAGUGGUAGCACGGCCACGAGGCAUAGUGUUGAGAGGAGGCCGGUGCCGCCGUCAAAGGACCACAGGGCGGCGCCUGAGCACAUGGUUUAG